AUGGUGCCUAAGAAGAGAAAGACCAGAAGUAGUUCUGAGAAUGAGUCAGAUUCUGAUGUUGUUGCGGAUGUCAAUGACAUUCAUCCCAAGAAGAAGGUCUCUACUAGCAAGCUGGGUGAUAGUGUUCCUGAAGUACCUAUUGAUAACAUUUCAUUUCACUAUCCCUCCAGUGUACUCGGAUGGAAAUUUUUCUAUCAGAAAAGACUGGCCUUAGAGAGAGAACUUACUCAGAAUGCUCUUGAGUAUGAACAGAUCAUGAAUCUUAUUCAUAGGGCUGGACUAAUGAAGACUGUGACUCAACUCUCUAAGUGUUAUGAAUUCCUGGUGAAGGAGUUCAUUGUGAAUCUACAUGAAGAUUGUGGCAAUAAGGAAACUGAGGAGGAUUUAAAAGUGUUUGUCAGAGGAAAAUGUAUUAACUUCACGCCCACUGUGAUCAACAAAUUUCUGGAAAGGUCAAAUGAAGCUCAGCCAGAGCUGGAAGUGUCUGAUAAUCAAAUGUGCAAAGAGACUACUGCUGGUCAAGUGAAGACAUGGUCUGUCAAAGGGAAGCUGAUUGUGAGCAAACUAAGUGUGAAGUAUGUUGUACUUCACAGCAUUGGAGCUGCCAACUGGGUGCCAACUCAACACAAGUCUACAAUCUCUGCUUUCCUAGGUAAAUUCAUCUUUACUAUUGGUACUAAGUCCAAAGCUGAUUAUGGUACUUAUAUGUAUAAGCAAACCUUAAGGCAUGCUGGUAGUUAUAGUGUCAAAGGUCCCAUUGCCUUACCUUCCCUUAUUUGUGGAAUCAUCUUAAAACAAUUUCCCAAUAUUUUGACUGACAAAAGAGCAAGUCCUUUAAUCUUUCAUCAUAAGUUCUUCCAAGGAACUCAUGUUCAUGAUGUUAAUACAACUUCGGCUGGACCAUCAAAAGAGAGCAUAAUUAUGAGUAAAACUGCCAUGAUUGCUAUGCUCCGAGAUACCUGUAAGGAGCUGGAGUCCAGAAAAUUGGCUCUUGAAAGAUUGAUCAGCUCUCUUGAAACGAGUGAAAAUGCUAAAUCUGCAGAUACUGAUGAGGAGGAACAGGGUGAAGAUGAUGGUGGUUCAGACAGUGAGAUUGAGAAAGAAGCCAGUCCUGAUGAUUACACUGAUAAUAGUGUAGAACUCAACAGCUCUAAGUCUGAAGACAAAAGCAAGUGUGUAUGGUAA
This is a messenger RNA of Vicia villosa (hairy vetch), 1185 nucleotides long. RefSeq lists its product as uncharacterized. The record is from RefSeq and is a predicted model, not a curated record. Lineage: Eukaryota; Viridiplantae; Streptophyta; Magnoliopsida; Fabales; Fabaceae. The coding region runs from base 1 to 1185 and encodes 394 amino acids. The transcript has a single exon.